AUGGGCUCACUCGAUCUACCACCAUUCAAAAUCAGCGAAGUCGAUCUCGCAAAAUCACUUCACGAAAGCUGUCAAUUCGGCGCCGCGCACCGCUAUGGAAAGGCUUCCACAGAAACUGGCAUGGCGCGGCUCAGUCUGGACGACUCGGACAAGCAAGUUCGAGAUUGGUUCAUCACCUACGCCAAGUCGCUUGGACUAAAGACUUCAAUUGAUCAAAUGGGGAAUCUAUUUGCGAUUAGACCAGGCAAGAACAAUGAUCUGCCCCCAGUCAUGAUGGGUUCGCAUUUGGAUACGCAGCCUACUGGUGGACGAUACGAUGGCAUUCUUGGUGUCAUUUCGGGUCUUGAGGUUUUGCGAACCUUGAAUGAUCAUGGGUAUGAGACUGCGGGGCCUAUUGGAGUUGUGAACUGGACCAACGAGGAGGGUGCUCGCUUUCCCAAGAUGGCUGUGUCUUCAGGUGUUUGGGCCGAUGUCAUCCCUCUCGAAACUGCAUGGAAUUUAAGGGAAGUUUUGGCUGCUGACCCCAAGUCGAUGAAGGAGGAGCUCGACAGGAUAGGCUACUGCGGUGACCAGCCUGCUUCAUAUCGAUCAAAUCCCUUCGCCGCGCAUUUCGAGCUUCACAUCGAGCAAGGUCCCAUUCUUGAAGACGAGGGUCUUAAGAUUGGCGUUGUGCACGGAGUCCAAGCAUUCAAAUGGUUCAACAUCACCGUCAAAGGCCGCGACAGCCACGCAGGCACAACACCACUCUACGCCCGCAAAGACCCCGUCCUAUCCGCCAGCAAGAUGCUCGUCGCCGCCAACACAAUCGCCAAAAAGCACGACGGCCUCGCAACAACCGGCAUCUUCACCACCGACCCCGGCACCGUCAACACAAUGGCGCACACCGUAAAAUUCACCCUCGACCUCCGCCACGUCAAGGAUGAAUUCCUCGCCGAGAUGGUAAAAGAAUGCGAAGCCGAGUUCCAGCGCAUUUCUCACGACGAUAGUGAGAAGGGCUGUGAGGUUGACUGGGAGCUUCUUGUGGAUAGUCCUGCAGUCAAGUUUAACCAGGAGUGUAUUUCGGUGGUGGAGCAGAGCGCGAAGGAUGUCUGCUCGACGGUUGGGGAGGGGAAGCUUUGGAGGGAUAUGAUUAGUGGUGCGGGGCAUGAUAGCUGCUACACAAAUCGGGUUUGUCCUACGAGUAUGAUCUUUACGCCGACGAGAUCGGGGAUCAGCCAUAACCCAACAGAGUAUUGCUCGCCUGAAGAUUGUGCGCUUGGUGCCAGUGUUCUUCUGGGAGCGGUUUUGCGAUAUGAUAAACUUCGCGCCAACAGGAAUUAG
Messenger RNA from Fusarium musae, 1320 nucleotides. RefSeq lists its product as uncharacterized. Bases 1 to 1320 code for a protein of 439 amino acids. The record is from RefSeq and is a predicted model, not a curated record. Lineage: Eukaryota; Fungi; Ascomycota; Sordariomycetes; Hypocreales; Nectriaceae. Gene Ontology annotation, molecular function: hydrolase activity, acting on carbon-nitrogen (but not peptide) bonds, in linear amidines. The transcript is spliced from 5 exons.